CAGACGAUCCCGAUGCUGCUCCACAAAACACACCUGCGGAUCGUUCAUACUUCCGAAAUUCCUUGUAUUACGGACGAAAGUCCAAAGGACAAUGUUGUCGUACAUGUUACCAACGGAGGACAAACCACCGCCUGGAGAACCGAAUCAAAAUCAUCAAAAAACCCAAGGAAAUUAUCGGAACACAAGCAGCAGCAGGCUUCACAAAAAUCCACGAGACCAAUAUCAACAACAACAACAACAACAACAACACUUACAACAACAACAACAACAACACCAUCAUCAACAACAACAAUUACCACAAACAAUUCGGCAAAAAACAACGGCCUCAACUAUAGCAAUAUCGACAUCACCGAAAAAAUUUGUAGACGGAAGUAUUAGAACGAUGAUAGUGUCUAAUAAAAUUGAAGAUCAUCAUCAUCAACAACAACAACCAAGUUCGAUGGAUCGUUAUUAUCAAUCUCAAUCUCAAUUUCAACAUCAUCAACAACAACAACAACAACAACAGAUUCAACACUCCUUGUCUUCGGAAAGUCCGAAACACAAUGGUACUUUGGUUGCAAAAAAAUCAACCCUACACAAUUCGACUAGGGUCACGAAGGACGACAGUUUGUAUAGUAUCGACAGUGAUGCUAGUACAGUUGGUAGCGAUCGGAAGAACAAAAUUCUCAACGGUGCAAAGCAUGCCAGUCUUAAAAGAGUAUCCUUUGGCUCCAGUAAAGGAUCGAUGGUUGAGACUCUUGUUUAUGAGACUCCAGUUCAAGAGGAACCUGAAAUCAAUCAUUUUUUGGACCAUAAUGGCCGCUUACCCCCACCUAUGAUACCUGUACCUGACACCGACGAAGGCAGAGAAAAGGUACGCGUGUCGUUGCUUGGUCCACAACCUUCACCUGCUACACCUGGUGUCCUAUUAUUGGAUCCAAUUCUACCAUCCAUUGGACACCCCAUCGAAAUGGCUGCGAGUCCUGCUGAACUUUUAACGACGCAUUCUGAACACACCACUCCUGCUUAUCACACGCAAAUCAGUACGGAUAGUGGUUGGGAUAACCCGUUCAGGCCGGAUGGUGAUCUAUCAAGAGAAGCUGACGAGAUAGUAGAAUUGAUAAAGGGUGGUAAACCAAUCACCCCAACACCAGGACAAACUGCACCACCAUUACCAGGAUGCGAAGAAACGGGCAAGACGACGCCAGGUGGUGGGGAACACGAUUCAAGUUCCAGUCCGUUACUAAAAUCAAAUGCAAAUUCGACGAAUCGUCAUUCGAAUGCAUCCCCGAGAUUGAAUCAAGGGAAUGGGAAUGCUCAUGGCACACCUAUCAAAUCUUCGACGGCUGUUAACAGUCAACUCGGUAACAACGAGAAGGUUGGCCCAGGUUCGAGGACCGUCGAAGUUGCAAGAAUGACUGCACAAGGUCCCGGUGAUGCAUCGCAGGUCGAGCAUGUUACGUUAAAGAAGAAGCCUAAAUGCAAAUGCUGUGUGUUGCAGUAACGAGAUAAACGCGUUUUAAAGGAAUGUUUUUUGCGAGAUGAAAGAGCACACGAAUGAGAAAGAGAAAGAAAUAGUUGUGGCCAGGAAUGGGUGGGGGUGGUAGGGGGGAGAAAAAGGAAAGAUAAAAGAA
Polistes canadensis is the source of this 1613-nucleotide messenger RNA. RefSeq lists its product as uncharacterized. The record is from RefSeq and is a predicted model, not a curated record. Lineage: Eukaryota; Metazoa; Arthropoda; Insecta; Hymenoptera; Vespidae. The transcript has 6 exons. The coding region runs from base 92 to 1483 and encodes 463 amino acids.